Diaporthe citri is the source of this 369-nucleotide messenger RNA. RefSeq lists its product as uncharacterized. The record is from RefSeq and is a predicted model, not a curated record. NCBI's taxonomy places the organism in Eukaryota, Fungi, Ascomycota, Sordariomycetes, Diaporthales, Diaporthaceae. Bases 1 to 369 code for a protein of 122 amino acids. The transcript has a single exon.
AUGCUGCGACGCACUCUCGCGCCAACCGCAGCCAGGAGCCUACGGCGGUACGCAUCCACCUCGGGCAACCCCGCGGACCGCAACUCGGCCAGCCGCCAGAACUUCCGCCGCGUGGUCCUGACCGGGGCCGUUGCCCUCAUCACUGCGGUCGGCGCCAUCACCGGCGCCAGCCUCAAGGGCGACAAGGACGUCGUCACGCAGAGGCAGAAGGUCCAGGAGAUGCCCAUCGCCGAACGCAUCGCCAUGAUAGACGCCCGGCGCGCCGAGCUGCUCAGGGCCAAGGCCGACCUGGACAGGAAGCUGGCGAGGCUGCAGGCAAGGAUGAGUGGCGACGCUGCCGCCAAGGAGGGAGGCCAGCAGAGGGACUGA